UUGGAGGUUGUCUAAUGUCACCUCGUCCUCAAAAAUGGCAACAAACCGGUUGAGUUUUGUUUUGCGGACGCAGUUAAGAUUAAGUUGUCUCAGAAACAGAUGGCAACAACUUAGAAAGGAGACAAACAACUUGAAUGGGCGAGGAAGUUGUUAUAGGAAGUUACUGGUUCCCUUUAUGACAGGAAAUGCUUUUUAUGCUUUUACCAUACCAGGAUUCAGCUGGGGUAAAAAGGAAGAUACUGAAAAACCCAAAGAAGGAAAAGGUGUUUUAGACAAAACACAGCAGAUCCUGGUUGAGGCAGAUCGACUUUACUCAGAAAAUGAGGCACUAGCAUUGUACGACUACCUUAUUGAGUUUAAAGAUAUGGAGAAUGAUGAGAUAUUAUGGAGACUAGCGAGAGCAGCUGUAGAUAAAGGGAAACUCUCAAAAAAUGAAACAGAGAAGAAAGCUUUAUACUACGAGGCGUAUGGUUACAUCACAAGAGCACUUGAUCUCAACCAAGCAAACUUUGCAGUUCAUAAGUGGUAUGCUAUACUACUUGACUACACUGGGGAACUUGAAGGCAACAAACAGAGAAUUACAAAUUCAAUAAAAGUUAAAGAACACUUUAUGAAAGCAGUUGAGCUCAACCCAAAAGAUGCCACAUCAAUACAUUCUUUAGGACAGUGGUGUUUUACUUUUGCUGAUAUGUCUUGGUAUCAGAGAAAAAUUGCUGCAGUGAUAUAUAAAUCUCCGCCCUCGUCCACCUAUGAAGAGGCUUUGAAAUACUUUUUACAAGCAGAGGAAACGGAGCCAAACUUUUACAGCAUGAACUUACUGAUGUUGGGAAAAACGUACAUGAAGCUUCGUGAUGCUGAGAUGGCAGUUACCUACCUUGUAAGAUGCAAAGAUUAUCCAGUAAAAACACCAGAUGACCAAAAGGCAAAUGAUGAAGCAAGGUCUUUUUUGAAUAUCCUGAUGCAAAAACAUGAUCAAAAUACAAAGAAAGCAGAAUCAGCCAAAUGAUGAUACAUGAUGUCUGAUGCCCAUGAUGAAGCUAUUCAUUUACUGAAAGUUCUGGGCGUGCAUAACAAACCUGGUCUCGAGAAAUUGGUUAAAUGAGUCAGGACAGUGUUGUGCCAUUUGGUUUGUUUAUAAUAUAAAAAUAAUACACAAAAACACAAGGCAAAUAUUUUUUUUUGUUCAGUGCUUUCUAAAUUGUAUUUAUUUUACACAUUCAGUAGAACAAGUGCUUUAGAAUGGAUUUUGUUAAUGUCAUAUUGUGAUAAGAAUCAAUUUGUAUUGUGAAACUGUAAUGUGUGUGUAUUAAAAUAAAGGUUAACACAUUGGUUUAAUGAUCAACAUGGUUUUCUUAAAACUGCCAUUGGAGCAAGUUAAGUGCAUGACAAAACUUCAUAGAUUCCUUGGACUGGCAAUGUAAUAGUGAAUAAUAGUGGAACAACUUUGAAGGGGCCAAGGACAGUAUUUGGUCAGUCUAUAUGACCCUUGAAAUAUACUAUGUUUAGUUGAUAUGUUAAACUGUAUCAUACCACAACUCACAGCUUAUGUCUCCCACGUGUUUGUACUUAUAACAACUUCUCCACAUGAUGAGUCCUCACCAAACUUGGUCAGAAUGAUCCUUGCAUAGAUCUCUGUCAGUAUUAAUGAAGUGGUUGUGCUUGGGCUGUUUUAGGGGCUAUUAGAGCUAAAAAUAGAUUAAACUUCUUCCUUUCAUGAACCACAAUAGCUGUUCACCAAACUUGGUCUAUAGCAUCUUUGUAUGGUCCUCUGGCACAUUAUUGCAAAUGGUUUCAACUUAGGUUCUAACGAUAGUUGCCUUAAAAUUACUUCUUCUCAUAAACAAUUUGAUAGAUCAUCACUGACUGGUUGAUAGCUUCCUUGAACGGUCCUUUCAGCUUUCUUCAAAUGGUUCUGCUUGCUUCUGCUUGGCCCCUUUAGGGGCUGCCAGAGCUAAAUACCUGAAGUAAUAUUGAUUUGUGUUCUUGAAAGAUAUUGAACAAAUUUAUUGUAAAUCUUCAUGAAUUCAAACAGAGUAUAUGUUUGUAUUGUUUAUUUAUUUUCAUUGUGUAGUUGUUGUUAAAAUUUCUGUUUGAUUAUUGAAACACAAGGAAGAAUUCUGUAAGGUUAUAGUUAUUGUAUAAUGUGUUGUUAUUUCGCCAGAAAGAAUGAAAGAACAUCAUGCAUUUGUAACCACACAUAAUAUUGUGUGAAAGGGUCGGUUAAACGUAUUUUUUUUAACUUGUAUAUCUGAAGAAAUGAAGGCACUGUUAACAAAUAAAAUCAGCUUAGAUGGAAUGAAAAUUGUAUCGUAUGCUGGAAUCAAAAUAAAGAUUAAAUACAGAACAUUUUCUCUGGAAAGAAAGAAUACCAUACACAAUACAAAUUGAGUCACCCGCUAUUUGGUAACAUCUACAAGAUACAAUUAUUUUUAUGCCCCCCAAAGACGCCCGCAUUGUCAAUCCAUGUGCGUUAGCAUCCAUCUGUACAUCAUUUUAAAUUCUUGUCCUGGCUGUAACUCUGCCAUCCAUAAAGGGCUUUUGAAAUUAUUUUAGCAUAAAUGUUCUCUGAAAUGAGACAAUGUUUCAUGUGCAAGAUCCAGACCCCUAGCUCCAAGGUCAAGGUAACACUUAGAAGGCAAAGGUUAAUCAUGGUCUGUUUCUUGUCUCGUCCAUAACUCUGCCAUUUAUCAAGGGAUUUUAAGAUUACUUGGUACAAAUGUUCCCAAAAAUGAGUUAAUUUAAUGAGCACAGACAAUUGUAGCAUUCUUGGGCAUGCUUCGGGGGCUUUUGUCACGUAUAGUGACAGCUCUUGUUUGUUUAAUAAAAAUGAAAAAAACAGCUUUACAAAUAGAAAAGAUAAAUUAUAGCUACAUUUACACUCAGGAAUUUUGUUUAGACAAUGUGCCUUUGUAAGUAGAAAUUAUCUUGGUUUGUGUAAUGAAACAUGUACAGUUUGUGUUGGCAUAGUUGUAAACACUGUAGUUUUAAAAUUCUCUAAAAAUCUGCUGGUCAGACAGCUUUUUUAUUAUCAAAUAACAAGGUUUUGCUUAUAUACCUCACCAGUAGCUGUGAAAACUGUACACUUCCAGAUGAAGAUACAGCCGUGUUUCAUUCUGCAGUGUUACGUCAUUUGAAAAUAUAUGAACUGCGCCAUGAAAGUGCGUUUGCGACCAGCAUGCACAUCUGCACAGUCUGGUCAGGAUCCAUGUUGUUCGCUUUCAAAGCCUAUUGCAAUUAGAGAAACCAUUAGUGAACAACAUGGAUUCUGACCAGACUGCGUGGAUGCGCAGGCUGGUCUGGAUCCAUGCUGGUCGCAAACACACUGUUGGUUUUCUUAUGGCAUGGCUCAUAUUAUUUCUUUUGGAACUAUGUUUACUUCUUUUUAUAUGUCGAUCAUUGUACAAAAAUUGAGCACAUCCAUUUUAAGGGUAGAGAAUAAUUCCUCUUGUUCAUAAUAUUAGAUAUUGUCAAAUCAUUGAAUUUCAUGGACUAGGCAAAAACAUCCAUUUUAUUGGAGUAUAGAUAUAUGAAUUUCAAUCUU
Messenger RNA from Mercenaria mercenaria, 3541 nucleotides. Its product is annotated as regulator of microtubule dynamics protein 1-like. Gene Ontology annotation, molecular function: microtubule binding. Gene Ontology annotation, cellular component: cytoplasm; mitotic spindle pole; spindle microtubule. The record is from RefSeq and is a predicted model, not a curated record. Bases 35 to 1006 code for a protein of 323 amino acids. The transcript is spliced from 11 exons. NCBI's taxonomy places the organism in Eukaryota, Metazoa, Mollusca, Bivalvia, Venerida, Veneridae.